Molecule: messenger RNA, 2818 nt
Organism: Zerene cesonia (dogface butterfly)
Lineage: Eukaryota; Metazoa; Arthropoda; Insecta; Lepidoptera; Pieridae
Gene: Ctr9
Product: RNA polymerase-associated protein CTR9 homolog
Exons: 14
Coding region: 137-2818 (893 amino acids)
Biological process (GO): regulation of DNA-templated transcription
Cellular component (GO): Cdc73/Paf1 complex
Molecular function (GO): RNA polymerase II complex binding
Source: RefSeq, a predicted model, not a curated record
AGAGACAGACGCCGAUACUUGUCAAAAUCACGUAUCAAGUUCAAGUGAGAUUUUUCGGUGAAUUUCAAGAAUUGUUUAUUUUUCAUCAGCCUAAAAUGUUUAAAUUGUGAUACAGGAACUCAAAAAAAGACUUAAAAUGUCGCUCGAAAUACCAUUGAUGAGCACCGAUGAGGUGAUUGAGCUAGACCCAGAACAGCUUCCAUCGGGUGAUGAAGUUUUGAGUAUAUUACAACAAGAACGAUCCCAACUAAACGUUUGGAUAAAUGUUGCUCUUGCGUAUUAUAAACAGAAAAAGAUCGAUGAUUUCCUUAAAAUACUGGAGGCAUCCCGAGUGGAUGCCAAUAUUGACUACAGAGACUUUGAAAGGGACCAAAUGCGUGCUCUCGAUAUGCUUGCCGCGUACUACGUACAAGAGGCAAAUAAAGAAAAGUCGAAAGACAAGAAAAAAGAGCUUUUUACAAAAGCUACACUUCUUUACACCAUGGCAGAUAAAAUUAUUAUGUAUGAUCAGAAUCAUCUUCUUGGCCGUGCAUACUUUUGCCUGCUUGAAGGUGAUAAGAUGGGACAAGCAGACACUCAAUUUAAUUUUGUACUAAAUCAGUCACCAAACAAUGUGCCUUCAUUACUUGGUAAAGCUUGUAUUGCAUUUAACCGUAAGGAUUACAGAGGUGCUUUAGCGUUUUAUAAAAAAGCAUUGAGAACCAACCCUAACAGCCCUGCUGCUCUUCGUCUGGGUAUGGGGCACUGCUUUAUGAAAUUAAAUAAUCAGGAAAAAGCUAGGAUGGCUUUUGAAAGAGCUUUGCAACUUGAUUCUCAAUGUGUUGGAGCGCUUGUGGGCCUAUCAAUAUUGAAACUCAACCAACAAGAAAGUGAAUCCAAUAAAAUGGCUGUAAUAAUGCUGUCUAAAGCAUAUGCCAUUGAUCCAAAAAAUCCAAUGGUAUUAAACCACUUGGCCAAUCAUUUCUUUUUCAAAAAGGAUUAUGGUAAAGUGCAACAUCUUGCAUUACAUGCAUUUCAUAACACUGAAAAUGAAGCAAUGAGAGCAGAGAGUUGCCAUCACUUAGCGAGAGCAUUUCAUGCUCAAGGUGAUUGUGAUCAGGCAUUUCAGUAUUAUUAUCAGGCAACACAGUUUGCUCCUCCUAACUUUGUAUUGCCGCACUAUGGUCUUGGACAAAUGUAUAUCUACAGAGGAGACACUGAAAAUGCAGCACAAUGUUUCGAAAAAGUGCUUAAGGCCCAACCUGGUAAUUAUGAAACAAUGAAAAUUCUUGGAUCAUUAUAUGCAAACUCCCCUUCACAAUUACAAAGGGACAUUGCAAGGCAACAUUUAAAGAAAGUUACUGAACAGUUCCCUGAUGAUGUGGAGGCCUGGAUUGAAUUGGCACAAAUACUGGAACAAAAUGAUUUACAGGGAUCUCUCAAUGCUUAUAGUACAGCUAUGAAAAUUCUGAAAGACAAGGUCAAUGCUGACAUCCCUGCAGAAAUCUUAAACAAUGUGGCAGCCCUUCAUUAUCGUCUUGGAAAUUUGCCUGAAGCUAUGAAGUAUUUAGAGGAAGCCUUGGAAAGAGAGAAAGCAGAUGCGGAAACAUUGGAUGCACAAUACUAUAAUUCUAUUGCCGUAACUACCAUGUAUAAUCUAGCGCGUUUGAAUGAAGCACUCUGUGUUUACAAUAAAGCUGAAAAAUUGUAUAAGGAUAUAUUGAAGGAACAUCCUAACUAUAUUGAUUGCUAUUUGAGGUUAGGUUGCAUGGCUCGCGACAAAGGUCAGAUUUACGAAGCGUCUGAUUGGUUCAAAGAAGCAUUGAAAGUGAACAUAGAGCAUCCAGACACAUGGUCUCUAUUGGGUAACUUGCAUUUAGCUCAGCAGGAGUGGGGCCCCGGACAGAAGAAAUUUGAAAGGAUAUUGCAGAACUCAUCAACAUCUACCGAUGCGUACUCGCUGAUUGCUCUUGGAAAUGUUUGGCUCCAAACUCUACACCAGCCGUGCCGAGAGAAGGAUCGUGAAAAGAGACAUCAAGAGCGAGCACUCGCUAUGUACAAGCAAGUACUGAAGAAUGACCAGAAAAAUAUUUGGGCAGCUAACGGUAUUGGUUGUGUACUGGCACAUAAGGGUUGUAUAAACGAAGCGCGUGAUAUUUUCGCUCAAGUGCGAGAAGCGACUGCUGACUUCCCUGAUGUAUGGAUGAACAUUGCCCACAUAUAUGUCGAACAGAAACAGUACAUCAAUGCCAUACAAAUGUACGAGAACUGCAUCCGCAAGUUCCGCGCGUCGCACGAGGUGGAGUGGCUGACGUGGCUGGCGCGCGCGCAGACGCUGGCGGGGCGCGCGCGGGCGGCGCGCGGCACGCUGCUGCGCGCGCGCCGCGUGGCGCCGCACGACACCGCGCUGCUCUUCAACACGGCGCUCGCGCUGCGCCGCCUCGCCGCGCACGUGCUCAAGGACGAGCGCUCCGAGCUGCGCGUCGUGCUGCGCGCCGUGCACGAGCUGCACGUGUCGCACCGAUACUUCCAACGGCUCGCAACGGUGGAGAGCGGCGAGGGCGCGGAGCGGGCGCGCUACGAGCCGAGCGCGGCGGCGAGCGAGGCGCGCACGUGCGCGGACCUGCUGUCGCAGGCGCAGUGGCACGUGACGCGCGCGCGCCGCCAGCACGAGGAGGAGGUCACGCUGCGGGACCGCCAGCGCGAGCAGCGGGAGGCCUUCCGCCGGCAGCAGGUAUGGCGCGCACGAGCCGAGCCCGCGUGCGCGGACCUGCUGUGUGGCCUUAUGACCAUAUCCUUAGUCACUAUAAACGUAUAUCACGAGGACAUUAGUUUUUAG